UAUCUUGAGUGUUUUCGAGCACCUCAGACCACGAGUUAUUGAGAGCCGACCAUUAUAAGAAGUACGUCUAAAAAAUGUGGCUUUAUUAUCUGUUGCUCACCGUCGGAGCAGCUAAAACAGUCUCUGGCCAGGAUUCCAAAGUUAGUAUUGCCGGCACCGGAACCAUUAGUAGAAACGGCAAGACCUCGCUAAACAUACAAGUUGAGAUAGAUGGACUAGGGCCAGGAAGCCCCGGUGCUGGAGUGGGAGGUCUGGGUGUCGGAGGGGGUGCCGCUGGUGCUGGAGUGGGAGAAAAGGCAAUCGGAAUGUUUUCUGACGAAGAACAAGCAGGUUUAGAGAAGCACAAUGCAUUCCGGAUGAUACACGACGCUCCGGACAUGACUUUAAACAAACAAAUGUGCGAGGAGGCGAAAGCAUAUGCCGAGCAACUCGCACAAAUGGGUACACUUACGCACUCUUCCAGUGGCGAUGGCGAAAACCUUUCCAUGGGAUGCUCCACCAACAAGGCGCAAACUAUGGAAGAAGCCGUGACAAACUGGUACAACGAGGUGUGUCAACCUGGAUACAAUUUCGACUCCGGCGGGUUUAGUGGUGGAACGGGCCAUUUCACGCAAGUCGUGUGGAAAGAAAGUACGGAACUUGGCAUUGGACGAGCCGAAACUCAACAAAGUGGCAUGAAGUGUGCAUAUAUCGUCGGAAGAUAUAGACCAGCAGGGAACAUGAUGGGAGAUUUUGCAAACAAUGUGGUGAAGGGAAGAUUUGACGCUAGCAGUUACUGUUCCUCAGUUUCAAAUCCAGGUUGGAAAAAGAAGUUCUUGGACAAGCAGGGGCGAGCAACGGCCACUAUCUUAACGAAGGAUUCAGAGCACGCUCAGAGAGUGAGCACUGGGUCUGCUGAGUUUCGGAAACAGCGUCUCGAGGUCUUGAAAAAGAAGAAAACUACUGUGGCCAAAAAAACAUGAUUAAUGGUUUGCCUAUGGAACUUGAAACGUGUAUGAUUAAUUUAAGAUAAAAUGAAUAAAGGUCAAACUGAGAUUUA
Molecule: messenger RNA, 1039 nt
Organism: Orbicella faveolata
Lineage: Eukaryota; Metazoa; Cnidaria; Anthozoa; Scleractinia; Merulinidae
Cellular component (GO): extracellular region
Source: RefSeq, a predicted model, not a curated record